Molecule: messenger RNA, 1124 nt
Organism: Mangifera indica (mango)
Lineage: Eukaryota; Viridiplantae; Streptophyta; Magnoliopsida; Sapindales; Anacardiaceae
Product: ethylene-response factor C3-like
Exons: 1
Coding region: 161-928 (255 amino acids)
Biological process (GO): ethylene-activated signaling pathway; regulation of DNA-templated transcription
Molecular function (GO): DNA-binding transcription factor activity; DNA binding
Source: RefSeq, a predicted model, not a curated record
UUAACCUUUCAGUUCUCUUAAAGUUUUAUCCUCUUCUCUUAUUUUAAUCUCUGGUUCCUUUGUUCAUCCAACUGCCAUCUUUUCUUCGGGUAUAUAAACCCUUUGCUUUUCAGAUUUAUCUUAUUCCACCAAGAAAUCCAUCUCAAAUUAAUAAUCCCAAAUGGAAUCUUGUUUCUUUGGAUACCCAACCCCUGAAUUUUCUCCUCAAUCUUCCUUUGCUUCUUCAUCGGUUGAAUCUUUUUCCUGGGAUGAGCUUCUUUUCUCUCAUAAUUCUCUUCCUUUCAAUGUUCACGACCCCGGAGAAAUGUUUCUUCUUGAUGUUCUAGCUGAAGGAACUAAAGAAUCAAUAUCCGAUUCCAACAAUACCGGCGAUGGAGUCAAUAAUAAAGAAGAUCACGAAGUGACGUCGACUGCGCCCAAAGUAGAAGAGUCUUCUUUUUCUUCUUCUUCUUCUUCUUCGUCAAACUCGAACCCCAAGAAGGAGAAGGCUUACAGAGGCGUUAGAAAGAGGCCAUGGGGGAAAUAUGCAGCAGAGAUAAGAGAUUCAACGAGAAAUGGAGUCAGAGUUUGGCUAGGCACAUUCGAUAGCGCGGAGGCGGCUGCUUUAGCAUAUGACCAAGCAGCAUUUUCAAUGCGUGGCUCAUUAGCUACCCUUAAUUUCCCAAUUGACAUGGUCAAAGAAUCACUUCACGAAAUGAAGUACCGUUGUGAGGAAGGCUGCUCGCCGGUUGUGGCUCUGAAGAGACGACACUCGAUGAGAAAGAAAUCAUCAUCAUCAUCAUCAUCAUCAUCAUCAAGUAAGAAAAGUUGUAAACAAAAGACAGAAGUUGUAGGGUCACAAAAUGUGGUGGUGCUUGAAGAUUUAGGAGCUGAUUAUCUUGAACAACUUUUGAGCUCAUGUGAAAGUAGUGCUCCUCCUAAUUGGUGAAGCAUCAUCACUGCACUAGAUUCCCUUAUUACUUUUUUUUUUAAAUACCUUAUAUUAAUUAAAAUCUUGAGGGUGUCAUGGUGGGUGGGCUUAGACCAAUCUGGGUUUUCUUCGUAAAACCUUAUUACUUAAUGUGCCUGUUUCUUUGUAAAUUUGCAAAAGCCGAGGUGUAUAAAACUUGCACUGUGUUGUCUAA